Malaya genurostris is the source of this 571-nucleotide messenger RNA. RefSeq names its product bolA-like protein 3. Lineage: Eukaryota; Metazoa; Arthropoda; Insecta; Diptera; Culicidae. The transcript is spliced from 3 exons. The coding region runs from base 150 to 467 and encodes 105 amino acids. The record is from RefSeq and is a predicted model, not a curated record.
CAUCGAUAAAGUAGGCGUAGUUUCAUAACAAAUCCGGCAGAAAGUACCAAAUUUCAAGUGUAUUCAAAUAAAAAGACAAGUGCAGUGUUAUUUGCCACUGCGUACUUGGGUUCUGAAUCCACUAAAUCUUAGGUUAAGCAUCCAAUAAAAUGAGUUCGAAUUUCGUGAGAUUAGCCGGUAAGCGGUACAUUUCGAUCUUGAGUCGCGUGUGGUCCGGAAGCAGCGCCGGUAAAAACUCUGAAAUUACUCUACGAAAAACGCUUCAGUCUAAAUUUCCUAUGGCAACAAAUGUAGUAGUAACUGACGUAUCUGGUGGAUGCGGAUCGAUGUACGAAAUUUAUGUCGAAUCAACAGAAUUCAAGGGCCUAUCAACCGUCAAGCAACACCGAUUAAUAACCGAAAUUCUCAAGAGCGAAAUUAAGGAUAUGCAUGGACUUAGGAUACAUACGGCUGUUCCUAGCGAAUAAAUUUUUGAUUGUUACCCUGAUUAGUGUUAGUUGUUUUUUAAUAGUUUUUAUUUUGCAAUAAAAUUAAAUUUAACUGCAAUCGGCAGCAGUGACUCACCUCGAAA